AUGAACAUUGUAUUUGUAUGCGCUAGUAACACGUGCCGCUCGCCGGUCUCAGAGCUUUUUGCUGUUGAAUACUUUCGACGCAAGCUCAAUAUGUCGCGCGAGCAACAGGAAGAGAAAGGAAUUGUCAUCCGGUCCGCGGCAUUAACGGAUAUGUUUGAACAUGAGGGCUCACCGGCGUCCAAGCACGCGAUAGACGUGAUGAAAAAGUACCAAUUGGACUUGUCGAAGCAUCGUUCGCAGCUCCUGACCGAGACAAUGUGUCUGGAGGCAGACUAUGUGGUAUGUGUGGCGAGCGGCUUAGCAUUUAAAGUGACGGAAAAUUUUCCAGGGAUUAAAGAACGGGAUGGCGUGCUAUGUGUCUUUACUCGAGACGUGCAGGACCCAUGGCACAUGUCUUACGAUACCUACAUGGAGACUGUAGCACAGAUCGAAGAGAUGACACGGGAGUUUCUCGAUACGCACGUAACAUGGUGA
Molecule: messenger RNA, 474 nt
Organism: Peronospora belbahrii
Lineage: Eukaryota; Oomycota; Peronosporomycetes; Peronosporales; Peronosporaceae
Source: the annotation of a GenBank genome assembly